UUUGGUUUCCAGUUUAAAAAAUGUCGUCCAGCGCACAGAAGAAACGAGUGCUCACCAAAGUGCAGCUCGAGACGAACCGCGUGCGCUCGAAAAAGUAUUAUGAAGAUAAUCGCGACUCGGUCUUGGCCAAGCUCCGACUGCACUACAUUGAGAACCGCGAGAAGGAGCGCAAACGCCAGCGUGAAAAGUACCUCCGCAUCAAAGCGCGCAAGCGCGCGGCCAAAGAAGCGACCAAGACGCUGCCGUGCAAUCCGCUCAGCAUCGCGUUCCUUCUCAACUGACGAUAGCAUCCUCGAUCGAGUCGAGGUUAGUAUUUAUCACAGCAUCGAGCGAGCAGUGCGCCAUCGUCGGUAAACAAAAGGUCAAGCGUUCAACUUCCUUACGACCUCUGUGUUGACGUCGUCGAUGGCUCACAAGCACGACGGGGCCAGUUGCAAGCGCUCCGUUGUCGCUGGCCAUUGGAACCACGCCGCCAUGAGGGAGACAUCACCAGCCAUAGAGCUUCGGUCCAAUUAAUGGUGCAAAACCCAAGCUGCUCCCAGAAAGUCAUAAGUACGUGAAGUGAAGCGAAGAGCCACACAUUUCACCUUGUGCAAUCCCAUCAAACACAAAAUUGGUGAGAUUUCUCCAAGGUUGUGUCGUUGCGUCUGUGUCGUAGAAAGGUGCGCGAGAGGCGGACGCGACGCAGCUCGUGCUGACGCCGUCGGUAUUGUUGUCCGACACGACUAUGUACGCAAGGCUUUGCAGUAUUAUGCGCGGCAAUGGCAUUCGGUCCCAACUCGGAGUUGAAAACACUCGGCGGGUGUUCUUACGCAGCGGUUGGUCGGUGAACUGAUUCAUCAACUACGUGCGCACCGUUGCGUGGCGGUACGUCUGUCGCCAGUGGCGUCACGAGUGGUUCAGGCGACCAAAAAGCCCGUUUUGCUAGCCCCAUUUUCUGAAAGGUGCGUGAAUUACAGGAAAAAUUCCCUGGGAGAUUGGGAACGAAAUAGUACCUUGGAACGAACGUCCUCGCAGUGCAGAUUGAGUCGAAGGUGGGGCAUAUAGGGUAACCACGCUGUUUGUUGUUGUUGAAGUGGGGCCUCGAUUAAAAUCGAUAUAAAUACGCAAUAAUUGCAGGUUUUCCCCCGA
Messenger RNA from Saprolegnia diclina VS20, 1131 nucleotides. RefSeq lists its product as hypothetical. The transcript has a single exon. NCBI's taxonomy places the organism in Eukaryota, Oomycota, Saprolegniomycetes, Saprolegniales, Saprolegniaceae. Bases 21 to 281 code for a protein of 86 amino acids. The record is from RefSeq and is a predicted model, not a curated record.